CUCCAUGCUCCCUCCUUUGAUUUGCAUCGACUGCCACCCAUGACGCUGAACAUUGCUGAGAUCCCCGCCGCCUAUCUACUCGCAGGUGUCGCGGCCCUGGCCUCCACCGCCAUCAUCGUCCGCUCGAUUCGCUCGUCCAGCCAGCCCAAGCUGCCGGGUCCCAAGGGCCUUCCCUUCGUUGGGGCCCUCCUGGACUUCCAGCCUUACCGAGACAACUACCAAACCAACGUUUACUUUUGUAAAGUGGUCGAGGAAUACGGUCCCAUCUGCGAGAUUCCUCUCUUUGGCGCCCAGCUGAUCUUCACCUGCGAUGCCGCCACCACAAAGCUGAUCCUCAACACCCCAGCUCAGUUUGGCCGCGACGACACCCUGGUUCCGUCCUUUGCUGGGUUUUCCAAGAACAGCCUCUUCUUGCUCCCGACCUACAACGGCGACGCAGUCUGGAAGCGGCACCGCAAGUUCCUUCAGCCGGCCUUCAGCCCGACCCACCUCAAGCACGCAUUUGAGGUGUCUCUUGUGGCUGCCCAACAUGUCGACGCCGUCAUUCGCUCGUAUACUGCCAAAGCCGAGCCCGUGAACGUAUUUAACCUCUUUCAAAAGUUUACGAUCGACGUUAUCGGCCAGGUCGCAUUCUCACAAAGCUUCAACUCGGUCCUGGCUGAGAUUGACGAGGGCGCCAAGAACCCCAAGCUCGACCACGUCAUCCAUCUCAUCCAUGACAUGCUCGAUAUCAUCCGAAAGAGAAUCAACAACCCUGUGGGCUUUCUCUGGGGAAUCUAUGGUUAUGGCCAUGCCGAUUCUCAGAAGAUCGGGGCGCCCAUCCGCGAUUUUGUCAACGACUUGAUCGCCCUGAAGGUGGAGACUCUCAAGAGCUCCUCGCCCAAGGACGAGAAGGAUAUGGAUGUGCUGGACCGACUCCUCGUUGACCAAGGCACCGAGGAUGAGAGAUUCAACAACGAGGAAAUCAUCGAUGAAGUCUUUGGGUUCUUCAUGGCCGGACACGAGACAACAGCCAAUGCCAUCACCUGGACCCUGUUCUGCCUGUCGGAGCGGCCCGAUAUUUGCGACAAGAUCCGCACGGAACUCGAUCAAGUCCUUGGCAGCGACCGCCCCUUCGCCUGGGAGGAUCUUCCGCUGUUGAAAUACCUCGAGGCCUGCAUCAAGGAAGCCCUCCGUCUCCACCCUGUCGCAGCGCUCCUGGCCAGGAUGUCGAUGCAGGAUGUCACUGUGCUGGGAUACAGGUUCCCAAAACAUAAGCUCUUCUUUGUGGAGAUCGAGGCUCUGCAUCGCAGCGAGCGCUACUGGAAGAAUCCCAAAGAAUACCGACCCGAGCGAUUCCUGGAGGAUGAAAUCAUUCCGGGAAGCUACCUGCCGUUUGGCGACGGCCAACACAACUGCAUUGGUCAGAAGCUUGCCAUGAUCGAAAUCAAAGUCGCCGUCGCCACCAUCCUGAGAUCAUUCUCAUUCACCCGCACGCCCAACCAACAGAUUGUGCCCGCAUCAAUUCUGACGCUCGGUCUGAAGCACGGGCUGCUCCUCGAUUUCAAGCAGCACUAGCUGUCUCGAGCCGCUGCUUUUGUUUCGCUUUGCGGCUUUGCGCCUUUGCGGCUUUGCUACCUCUGGAUAUAUCGGCUCCUGCGUCAGAGUGCGAGGGGAAUAGUUGUAGUUGUUUUGCGUGGCCUUCACUUGAAUACAUCCACUUGCAGCAGUC
Messenger RNA from Polychytrium aggregatum, 1711 nucleotides. RefSeq names its product cytochrome P450. Lineage: Eukaryota; Fungi; Chytridiomycota; Chytridiomycetes; Polychytriales. Gene Ontology annotation, molecular function: iron ion binding; heme binding; monooxygenase activity. Bases 40 to 1557 code for a protein of 505 amino acids. The record is from RefSeq and is a predicted model, not a curated record. The transcript has 5 exons.